CCGGUUGCUCGGUCGAAUGCCUAUUUGAUUUGCAAACUAAACCGUUCGAGCCAAGCUAGCCGCCCCCCCUGGUAGCACAGCCAGUCAUUUGUUAUUCUCAACGCAGACGACACGCCGAUACAACACAGCGAGAUUGUUAAUCGAUUUUCCACAUCUAAAGUACAAUGCCGAAAACCACAGUUUACUACUUCCCCCUGAAGGCGCUCGGUGAAGGGAUCCGUCUCCUGCUGGCUUAUGGAGGCGAGGAGUUCGAAGACCGCAGGGUGGCUAAGGAAGAAUGGCCAGAAAUGAAGCCCAAGAUGCCUUUCGGCCAAAUGCCAAUCCUGGAGAUCGACGGCAAGAAGUACGCGCAGAGUUCGGCCGUGGUGCGCUACCUCGGCCGCAAGUACGGACUCAGCGGGAAGGACAUCGAGGAAGACUUCGAGAUCGAUCAGAGCGUUGAGUUCUAUACCGACAUUCGCACAAAAGCCGGUGCUGUCUUCCACGAGCAGAAUGAAGAAGCGAAAGCGAGGAUGCAGGCAGAGCUGGAGAAGAAUUACUAUCCCUUUGCGCUGAAGAAGUUGGAUGAGAUCAUCAAGAAGAACAACGGACAUUUGGCUCUUGGAAAGUUGACUUGGGCAGACUUCUUAUUCGCGGGCAUGUACGAUUGCUUCAAGAAGAUACUGCAAGUGCCAGAUCUUGAUGAGAAGUAUCCCAGCUUCAAGAAGAUACAGGACACAGUAUACGCUAUCCCCAAGGUCAAGGCGUUUGCUGACAAAGCACCUAAAGCAGACUAUUAAAUACUUCUCAUAUUGUGUACCUUACUAUAUAAUAUCUUGUUAUACAUGUUAUGUUGUUUGAUUAAAGAUUUUUUUUAUUUA
Messenger RNA from Bicyclus anynana (squinting bush brown), 860 nucleotides. Its product is annotated as glutathione S-transferase 2. Bases 165 to 779 code for a protein of 204 amino acids. NCBI's taxonomy places the organism in Eukaryota, Metazoa, Arthropoda, Insecta, Lepidoptera, Nymphalidae. Gene Ontology annotation, biological process: glutathione metabolic process. The record is from RefSeq and is a predicted model, not a curated record. The transcript is spliced from 5 exons. Gene Ontology annotation, molecular function: glutathione transferase activity.